UUAGCUAAAUUUAAUUAUAUUUUACAAAGGAAUAUGUUUCACAAACAUGUAAAGUUCUGCAUAAUACUAUGAAUUUGUCGCUGUAUCACGAUUGCUUCACUUUGUUCCAGAUUUAUCAUUUUUGAAUUUGUGUCAAAGUUACUAUUAUCGAUUUUUGAAUUUUUCUUGUAAAUAUGAUGUGGAAAAUAAGUUUAAUUCUCACAUUUUUGCCCUUUGCUGUACAGUGCCUUGAAUGUUAUGUUUGUGACAAUCAAGACAGUAAUUAUGAUAAAUGCAUCAAGACAAUCAAGACAUGUGGUAUUGCUGAAGACCGUUGCCUUUCAGAAAUAAGAUGGGGAAGUACACCCUAUUGGGAUUCAACUGGUAAAAAGCAGUUUUAUAUAUCGAAAAAAUGUGCAACUGAUCAUGAAUGUAAAGAUUCAAUAACUAAAGUUAGUAAGCGCUGUGAUAGAAUUUGGUACAACGAUUGGGAAUGUUUUGAAUGCUGUCAUGGAGAUCGUUGCAACUACUAUGUUACACUAUCUGGUGUAAGCAUCAAGCCUUAUGGAUUCUUCUAUGUACUUAUAUCUGCAGUUUGGUUGUUGUUAUUACGAAAAGUAUUUUGAAAUGGUAUAAAGUACAACGUUACCUGCUGUAAAUGUUUAGAUUUUUAUGUUUUUAGUAAAUUUUAUAUGAACUAUCCUGUAUGUAGAUGCAUACAGAGGUAUAAUGUAACUUACAAAUCAUUUGAUUGAAGCAAUCAAGACUAUUUUUUCAUUGAAACAUCAAAUUCACUUUGUAUCAGAUUUGAUUUUCAUCACUAUAUUUGUAUAGAAAAAAAGCUAUUACUUGAUGGUAAUAAGUAAGUGCCUUUGCUCAAAUCAUUCUCUAAACACUCAGGAACAGUGUUUUCAAAGUAUGACUAACUUGUCCAGUUCAAUAUCAAAAUUUAGCUGACCAAAGAUUUUCUUGAUGAAAAAGUAUUACAAUUAAAACAUAAUACAAAAAUUUCAUUUUGAGAUGUUUACAAAUUAUUUGUAUACAAGUUUCAAUUACGAAGUUUGAAUAUGACUGAGUUCCACAUCAUUUUUCUCUGUUUCUUAGAGUGUUGCCAGAAAAUAAUGGAAUGUAAAAAUUACCACACACUGCAAGGUUAAGCUGCAUUCCCAUUUAGAUAUUUCCUGAUAAUUCAUGCAUUAUUUUUUAAAUGCCUUACCACUUGCCUUUUAUAAUAGUUGGUGAGUCACUGCCUGACAGGUACAGGGCAUCCUUGGGGUAAUGUAAAUGUGCUCGUAUAUAGUUCAUUUUUGUAUUGAAUCUUCCAACUAAGUAAUUCAUGUAAAGUGGAAAUUUUUCCACUCCAUUUAGAUUAAAUAAUAUAACUGCUAAAACAGUAAUAUUUUGCAUCAUUUAUGGAAAUUGAAUGUAAAAAAUGAUGCUGUAAAUCAGGCAUUUCUGUGUUGAACCUCUAACGUUAUGUCGUUCAAAAAUGCUAAAACUCCAGCUGAAUACAAUAGUUUGACUUGCUUUGAAAACUUAUACUUAAUGAUUAAAAAGAAAGAAGCAAUAAUAAUGUGAUUAGUCAAUUGUUAAUAUUGCCUGGAUACAGCUUAUAAAGCUUAACAUACCCUAUCCUCUUUAAAUAAACACAUUAGCAGUAAAAGUUGAUUUGUUUUCAUUAAAGAAAUUCUUUUAAUAGAAAAUCAUUUCAUGAUUCAAGUGUUAUGCAAAACGGCACAUAAAGACAAAUUGUUGGUUUUAGUAAUCAGCAUUUCUUUCAACUCUUUAUAUGAAUUUAGUCACACAUCUAUAUGUAUGAUAUGUAUGUAUAAAAAGUAAUACGGUACAUGCCUACAUGCAUGCUAGUCUUUUGUUUUAGUGUUUUUCUAUUAUUUACUAAAUAUAUUGCAUACAACUAGCAGAACCCCCUAGUACCAUUCAUUUUGUCGCCUAUGUACUUGUGUGUACUUAAUUUACGCUCAUUUUCAUGGAUUUGAUACAAUGCGUCUGCCAUGUCAUAACAAUUAUAUUGACUUUUCCUUACAAAUGUUUAGAAAAUAAUUCUUGCAUCAGUAUUACUAUAUGCAUUUAAUAAUAGAACAUACAUUGCAUUUACACAUAUCAAAUUAUUUAAUGAAAACUUGAGUUGAAAUGAAAAUGGAGCCAUGUUUGAUCAUCACACUUUUUUGUUUGUUAUACUCGACACUUUGUCCUUCGACUUUCACGGAUUCACCCUAUUGCAUUUUUUUCUAAAAUAUCAGUAUGACAUUUGUAAUGUCUAAUGUAUCUUUUUUCUUUUAUUUUGUUUAAUAUACUGAGCCAUAUGAGUGUAUUAGUGAUUAAAAUGUUAUUUCAUGUCUAAAGUAUUCUAAUAAUUUUUUUUUUAAAAACAUAAUUGAAAGUUCAUAACUAGGUUUUCUAAGCUGUAACUUAAAAAAUAUUCAGUUGAUACACGAAAAAAUCCUACUUCAGGAAAAUUUGCCGUAGAGUCUGAAACUGCUUUACUUUUAUUUAUUUGGUUAUAAUUUUUGAAAUCAUUUUUAUGUAUUAUUUAUUUAUGGUACAUUUGCUUUGGAAAAACUACUGUUACAAAGAACUUUUGACAUAGACUUUGUACAAAAAAAUAUUUUUAAUUAAUUAUUUUAAAAGUACAUUUGAGUUAUUUUGAAGCCUUAGCCCAAUGAGUGAGGGACAAAUAUAAAUAACUAAUACUAAAAAAACAAUGCUUGUGUACUGAAAAGUAGACUUGUUGUCCAUUUGAACUUAUUGUUAAUUAUUGACAUCUAUUAUACUCUUGUUGCUUUUAAAAUUUUAUCAAAAAUGUAUCACACAAUAAUGCAACUUGAGGAAAUCGUGUUUUAAGAUAACUAUUGCUUUAAUUUAUAAAUUUGUUAAUAGUUCAUUGAAGUAGUUAGUAGAAUCAUUAUGAACCAAAUUAUUUUUGUGAUAAAUAAAUGUUAAGUGUGCAGUUCUAAAACAUUCUUCAUCUUUUCAUUUGUUGCUCACACUUAAAUUUGUUUUUAAACUAAUCGUUAAAAUUCAAUGUUUCAUUUGCCUUUUCCGCAUCUUUUUUAUUGUUUAGAAUUUAAUAUUAUCAUUUGUAAUACAAAGGCAUUUAUUACUUUCUACAAAAUUCACAUUUCAGUUCUUGUAAGAACCUGCUGCUAAAAGCAAUGAAGUCACUUUUUUCAUAAUUCCGUCCUUUUAUAUUAUUUAUUUUUAUGUAAUUAAUUUUGUAAAAUUUGGAGGUAGUUUUUAUAUUCUUAGACCUAUAUAUUUUCUCUUACUAUUGCGAUUUUUUUAAACUAAAGAUUUCCUGUUGAUUAUUAGUAUUCUGUUUUUGUUGAGAGUAUCAGAAACUGAAAAUAUAUUUUGUUGAAAUUUUAAACCUUUUAACCUUAUUUGUUCUUAAUUAAAACUUAGUUUGUUUUUUUUACUUUGUUUGGUUCUUCUAAUUGUUUGCAUGAAAGUUCCGUACUGCUUGCUCAUUAACAACUCGAAGAACAAUUUUCUCAUUUAAAAUGCUUUUUUUCACCUUUUCUAAAGUUAGGCCGUUUUUUUAUGGUUUGCUUGGAAGUUAGAUUCUCUGUUUUGUUUAAAAUGUGUUGUAAUUAUAACUUUUCGUUAUGGACCUCAGGGCCACCAAGAGAUAAGGCAGGCCCCUUGUCACUGUGGUUGCUGGGACACUUCUUCCCAUAAAACUUAAUAAAAUUUAUAGUACUUAGACUCCAAGCUGGGCCCCCUUCAAGGUCCUGGCUCCUAGUUUCUGACUAGGUUAACCGUUCAUCUUAGGUAAUUCAAAAGAACUUUUUCAGCUAAAGUCCAGGACACUCCCUAUUUUUUUUUUGGACUUACUAAUAGUAUUAUACUGUAAAAGUUUUAACUUCUUACGCAAAUUUUAAGAAAGUGCUCAAUGACCCCUCAAUUUAACAUUAACCGUAUUAUAGAAAAUGUCAUAAAUUUAGAAAAACUUAAUUUUCCCAGCUGUUGUUUUUUUUUUAAAUAAUUGUUUUGUACCAAUGUAUAUGCAUAUUUACUAGUAUAUAUUAAAUAUGUAGCAUUGUUUUAUUCAUUUCUAUGUAUUUUUUAAACUCCCCUUCCCAUACUAAUGAAGUUUGGGGGAGGGGGUUGAGCACCCUCUUUCAGUUGAAAUAAGAAGUUAAAAUUCUUCCAGUACAUUACUAUCUACAAGUCUAAAAAUAUCGAAGGGUUCCUGUUAUCUAGGAGAAACUUUUUUUUUACAUGUAUUUUUGAACCACCCUACUGUCUUCUUGUCGGCCCUGAUGGAUCUACAAAUUAAUGAUUCUUUUUGAAUUUCUAAUUUAUACUGAAUUCAAAAUUAGAUUUUUAAGAAAAUGUAAACUAUAACCAUAUUUUGUGAAAAUUUAUUUGUUUCAGAAUCAAAAAAGCAAGCUGCCUUUGAAUUUGUUUCAAAUGAUUUGUGCACCUAUUUUAUAAUGCAAAAAAAAAAAAAAAAAAAGAAAGAAAAUGAAGUACUUUUAACAAGUUUAAUUCUGUUUUAAAGUAUGUAAAUUCCUGUUUGUCUAAUUUUCACAAUUUCACAAAUGACAUCUUUUAAAACUUUUAACUAACGUUCUUGCAAAUAAUUGAAAUAAUAAUUGGUUUUUAAAUAGUAUUCAUUUUUAUGACAUCAGUGAUUUGCUGAAAUGUUUUAAAGCCAAUUAAAGGGAAAAAAACUAAUAAGUUAUCGAAUAGUUUGUAUGCAACCAUUGUUAUACACUAAAAAAGCGUACAUACAGUAAAGUCUUUCUGUUGCAAAGUCUUUCGGUUCCAGUUAAAUUUAUUACUUGAGAAAGUUUCACAUACACAGUGCCUUAUGCAAUAAGUACACAUUAAAAUAUUUUGGGUAUUGAUAUUAAAUAAAUUUUAAUAUGCAGAAAACCCUAGUUCUCAAAAAUAUCAACUUUUUAUCCAAAAGCAUUAACUGCAACUUUUGAAAGAAAAGUACUACAAACUAUUUCACUCCUAUUGUAAUUAUUUCUUUUCAUAAGUUAGAAAGCCAUAUCAGAAAGGGAAGACAUCUCAUACAUUGAGAUAAUGCUAUGUUUAAAAACGUUUUAUUUUAUACACAUCAAAUUAUAUUGGUCCUGUGAUACUAAUUGUUCUUACAAUUCCUCACAUUUUGAUAGCCAGAUAAAGUAGAACUGGAUACAGUUUUUUUUUUCUAAACUUUCAAUCAUUUCCAGUGAUUCUAGGAUUUUAGUCAGUUGUGAUUUUGGCUGUUCAAAGUGUUUGAAUUUUUCAAUUGCUAACUUCAUUUUUAGACUUUAAAAAGAUUGGAAUCUUUUCAUCUAUUGUGGGAUUAGAAGCAAUGAAAUGGAAAAGAGUUGCAUCAAUUAAUAUUCUUUCACUUUCCUGUACUCUUUUUCUUCUUUUUCAAAGUCUAAAAAGUUCUUCUGAAAAAAUCAUGUGUCUGAUCACAGAAUCUUAAAUUUGAAGCAAUUGAAAUAGUCAAUUUAAAAACAUCUCCAGAAAUGUUCAUCAUCAAGAUGAGGGGCGUAACCCCCCCCCCCCCCCGUGAAAUAUCGCAAAGGAG
Uloborus diversus is the source of this 5536-nucleotide messenger RNA. RefSeq lists its product as uncharacterized. Bases 174 to 605 code for a protein of 143 amino acids. The record is from RefSeq and is a predicted model, not a curated record. The transcript is spliced from 4 exons. Lineage: Eukaryota; Metazoa; Arthropoda; Arachnida; Araneae; Uloboridae.